Molecule: messenger RNA, 1308 nt
Organism: Rotaria sp. Silwood2
Lineage: Eukaryota; Metazoa; Rotifera; Eurotatoria; Philodinida; Philodinidae
Source: the annotation of a GenBank genome assembly
AUGGGCAUGGCUAUACGAAAGAAACAUUAUCUAGAUUUUAAAUGUCACAGUUUCUUAUGGAAACAAUUAGUUCGAGAUCAAAUAACAAUUGAAGAUAUUGAAGCAAUUAUGAUAUAUAAAGUUUUACAUUUAUCAAUGAAAUGGAAAAGACAUAUCAAUGAUUUAAUAAAUAGUGUUUGGUAUGAUACUCGAUUCGAAGGUAUUAGUGCAGCUCGUAAAAUCUAUGAAGUUGUUCCUGGUGGUCAAAAGUUUCCAAUUACAGCUUCUAAUUUUAAAGAAUAUUGUAAAAUUUAUCGUCAAAUUGAAUUUAUUCGUCAGGGCUUAUUUAGUAUUAUUCCUGGUUAUUUCCUAAGUUUAUUUACAGCAAUCAAACUUGAAGAAGUCGUAUAUGGAAAAGGCAAAAUGGAUAUGGAUUUAUUAAAACGAAAUACGAUUUAUAGUGAACAUUACAAUCAAAACUCAUUAUGUAUUCAAUAUUUUUGGACGGUUCUUGUUGAAAUGUUUACUGAAGAACAGAAGAAAAUGUUUUUGAAAUUUGUUUGCGGACGAUCAACAUUACCAAGCUGUGAUAAGGAUUUCCGAUGGAAAUUCCAAAUCAAUCCAUAUUAUGUAGAUGAUGAAAUGAAGCAUAGAACACUUUCAACGAAGUAAAAUAUCAUAUUCGCAUAUUUCAUGGUAACGUAUUUCAAAAUAGGAACGAAUAGCAUAAGACUCGAGACUCUAUCCAAAUCCAAGCGGAUUCAAAACUUUAAAACAAAAUAUUUUUUGAUGAGACCAAUGAAUUGUAUAAGUUUCACAUUUUGACCAGGAUUACUAGCCAGAGAUAUGAAUCUAAGACGGAGUCUUGUUUGUGUAUAUUUACAGUAGCAAAAACAGUUCAAUACUCAUAUCUGAAGAUUGACCAUACUAACAUUAUUCAAAAAAAAAUAAACAUUUGAUGCUCUAUACGAGUUUCCAGGAAAGUAGAUAACUUUCCGGAAAUCAAAUAAUGCUAUAGAAAAUAAGAAUAAUUUCGCAAACUAAUACUGUUUUGACCAAUGAAAAGUGAAGUGUUGAGCUAGUACAUAUAAAAACCAUCUCUCUCGACAUGGUGCUAUGAAAGUACACAGGCUCCUUCUUUACCUUUCUGUGCGUCAUGCCUAUUAUUUUCACCUUCCUAAUAAUGUGAAAAACAAAUGAGUUUCCUGGAAGCUAACGCAAAGCACCGAAUUGAUGCAUUUAUUUUUAUCUGAUCAGUAUACAACAAAAUGUUUUAGCACAUAGUUUGCAUAUAGAAUCAUCUUUGUUCCAACAUCAAUGUCUCAACGA